Messenger RNA from Pseudomyrmex gracilis, 5047 nucleotides. RefSeq lists its product as uncharacterized. Gene Ontology annotation, cellular component: nucleus; Slx1-Slx4 complex. The transcript is spliced from 10 exons. The record is from RefSeq and is a predicted model, not a curated record. Gene Ontology annotation, biological process: meiotic DNA double-strand break processing; resolution of meiotic recombination intermediates; interstrand cross-link repair. Bases 326 to 4768 code for a protein of 1480 amino acids. Gene Ontology annotation, molecular function: enzyme binding. Lineage: Eukaryota; Metazoa; Arthropoda; Insecta; Hymenoptera; Formicidae.
GAAACACGCCGUCGAACAAAUAUGUUAACGGCUUUGCGGCUGGCGUAACACUUGUUUAUAUGGGUGUGAUGUACUAUUCUCUGAGAAAAAAUGUUUUUCCAUAUUUAAAUACCGAAAAUAAUCAAAUCACUGAACUCUCUGAGGAUGAGAAAGCUAUGGCAGAAGAUUAUUCAAAUCCAGUUUUCAAAAAUGUUAUUGAUCGGUUACGAGCAAGAAAAGAAGAAAGACUAAAAGCAGAAGCUGAAUUAAGAAAUAUACAAACAAACUAAGUUUGCAAAGUUUAAAUAAUAGUGUGAAACAUCCAUAUUUAAAAUACAUAUAGAAAAUGGAUGUUGAAAAAGAUGGAUUGCAUAAAUCCAGUAGUCCAGAGAGAAGAUUAAGAUUAAAAAAAAGUUACAAAGAAAGAGAUAUAGAUGAGAAAGCUUGUGCUUCUGAUGAUUCUAAUAUUGAUAAUAGAAAAAAUAGAACUGCUAGUACAUCUCAAUCUGGAUAUGAUGAUGACAGCAUAUUAGAUUUUAAAUCGCCAAAAAAACAUCCUUUACAACCAAGAAUCAUUGACAGCUACAAGCCUCCAAAUAAGUCGAAAAAAAAACUCCCCCAUUCAAAAUCCAAGGUUAAUAAAGAAAGAAAAGCGGAAAGCAGCAAACUAUUGCAGAAUAAAAAGAUUGUACAUGAUGUACAGCAGCCAUCAAUCGAGUCAUCUUUUUUCAAGUCUGACAAAAAAGAGACUAAUUUGCCACAGAGUUUGGCUAAUGUGAAAAUAGCUCACGUAUGCCCAUUAUGUUUCAAAACUCUCAAAGAUGAAAAUUCGCAAGCUGUACACAUGAAGAGUUGCGCGACGAAGAAUAAUGUGUCUACAAAAAAAUUAAUGGUCGCCGUGGAACUUCAAGAACGACAAGCUGCGGAAAGAAAGUCGUUAGGAUUGCUUUCCGCGCCUGUGUUACAAGAGAAAAAAAAACCUGUUCCUCGUAAAAUGACAUCUCACGAUGAUCCCGAUCUUCAGCUUGCUUUAGCGCUUUCCAAAUCUUUAUACGAGAAAGAAGAAAUGGAAAACUGGGAUGAAGCUCAAAUCGCGGCUAUCUCAUCUAGCCCGUCUUCGUUGCCGAACGCAGAAUAUUGUCACAAAACAACAUUACAGAACUUUGGAUUUACUAGCAAUAGAAACGUGUCACCUGUGAACAGCUGGCCUGCCACUAAAAUUAAGAAAAAAAAAAUCACGGAACCAACUAUUCUACAAAGACGUACCGCUGUGGAAAGAGAAAGUAUUUUAACAGAAAGAAUAGCCGAAAUACUUAUGGGCUGUAAAGACUUUACUCAAAGACCUCAAGAAGAAGAGGACCAUGAUGUUAAAGAGAAAAUUGUUAUAAAGAAUCAAUUCCUUCAGCAAAUAUAUCAAACUGAGAACACAUUGUGGGACAAGACAAAAUUAACUCCGACUAAAAAUCUAUUUUACGUGAAACAACUGUUGCCUCAGAUAGCGCCAUCGGAGAAGCAAGUGCAAAUAUCAAAUGAAGAGGAAAAUAUCAGAAAACUUACGGAUCCAACUGUGAACGAUAAAAGGCUUUUAGAUCAGCAAGAAGAGAAAAUAGAAAUACAAACUCUACAAAAACCGGAUAAUGAAAAAUUGACAAAUUUCUCGAGCUCAGUCCAGACGUGUUGCAGAGAAAAGAAAUUUCUUGACGAUCUCGCAUCAAGUUGGAGAAAUAUAUUGAACGAUAGUUCUGCGAGUGACAUUAUCGUGUUUGUGAGGGACGGCAAACACAUUUGGACUCACAAGUUGGUUUUUUAUGUGCGUUGUACGAAUAUUUUGCUCGAUGUAGUGGCGAACGAUACAGAGUUUUCCGCCGCGAAAGAAAAGCUGUGUUGGACCGAUGUGGAUUAUGACGUUGCUUUGGCUUUUUUCGAAUUUGUCUAUUGCGGAAUCAUCGAAAAGUAUUCGAAAACGCUCGAUUCCGAUACAUCGCUGUCUGAUAUUCGAUCUCUAGCAAGGAAAUAUAAAGUACACAAUAUGUUUGCUUAUUUACGUCAAAGAGAAUUUACUCCUAAUCCAGCAGAAAUCAAACACGAGCGUGAUGAUACAUCGGAGAUCAUUCAGCGUCCCCAAGAAACACUAUUGCAAGAAAACAGCAUCACUAAUUUACUUUCUGUUGAAGAUACACAGUAUUCUUGUUUUGUACAGCACGACAAAGUUGUUUCAACGAAAUUAUCGGAAGAAAAACAUUCUAGAACUAGCGCUUUUUCAAAUUUCGAACGUACCGCAUCUCCCGACAUGUUCGACGAUACGUCCGAUACAACGAAACUCGAUGAUAAAUCUGUAGUAUGCUCUAAAGAUUACGAAAAUUCCAAUCUUCACAUGCUACUGAGUUUAAUUAAACAAGAUGCUGAUAUUGAUAUUUGUAGUCAGAUACCGUUAAGUAAAUCUCGGAAUACGGGAAGUGUGGAGCCAGACGAAGACGAGUCCAUCUGUGUGAAAAAUAUCGAACAAGAUGUAAUGGAGAUCGAUUCUGAUUCUCACGAAUCGUUUACUCAGAAUACGCGCAAGAGUUCUUCAAUCGAUACUCCCCAACGCUUUGAAUCAAAAUCCGCUUCGGAUACAGCAAAGCGAAAAGGUGAUAUCACGUUGUUUAUCGAGAAGAUACAGAGAGAAAACGCAAGGUCGGAUUCCAAUCUCGAUAUCGAACAUUCCGUACUGUCUCCUCUAAGAUACAAAAACCCGUUUCUCAUAGAUAGACAUACUCAAGAUUCACAAUCCUACAACGAUAAUACUGAGCAAUCGCCUGGCAAGAAGAAACUUGGUAGAUUGAGCAAAAUAGAACAGUGUAUGCGAUCGUACGCAGAUAAGCAUCCAGAAUUUUAUUCUCGUUUUUCUAAUAAAAUUAUUAAGCGAAAUAUCAGUUCACUGGAGACUGACGUAUCACCUGAAAGAACAAUUGAUAAAAAUAUGUCAAAUCGCGUACGCGUCUCAACUUCACCGGCUAAGGAUGUUGACACCUCGAGAGAAACAAUUGCUAUAGCAGCGCGUUCAUCAUAUACAGAGACAACUAAUCAAUCGUUCAACACAACCGUCUAUGAUUUAGAAGAGGACAACGAAGAUAUUUCGAUGUAUUCGAAAUACAUGAGGAAUCACAAGGACAACAGCAUAGCGAAGUAUCGCGCGGCAAUUGUGAAAAGCGCAUCAGUUAGCGAUCUGUCUCACAAAAGUACGUCAACCGAUUUAAUCUAUAAAACCAGCUACAUCGACGAGACUGAGAAUCGCAAAAUGCAAACUCAGUCGACUCUGUCAGAGAAAGACACGGAGGUGAUCGUUUCAUCGGACACAGAGAUCGAAAGCGUAUCUUCUAGUUGCCCAGUUGUUUUGCAAAACGAUGAUCGCGAUUAUGAAGAUGUCCUGUCUUCUUCCGUAUUUGACAGGACAAAAGAAAAUAAAGAAGAAGAUACGGUGAGUGAAAAGAACAGUCAAUUGUCGGAAAGUGAACAAAUUGCAAAAGUUAUAACAACAGAUUUGGAAAGACAAGGAGACGUUAAUAACGCAACUAAGUCGAGCGAAGAUGAGCUCAAUGGCAGUGAUACAGAGAUGACAUCUGACGAUACGGACUUCGGUAUGAUCUUCACGCAAAAGCAGUCCAAAUUAAAUGAACAAGAUGAUAAUCAGAAAGCAGAAUCCGUCCCAAGUCCAAUUAUAGUGCCUUCCAGUCCGGAUGCUUCAAACAUUGAAAGCUUGCUUUCCGAUACGGAACAUUGCAGUCCAAGUAUUCCGACAGACAGUCCUAAGUUAAGAGAGUCCUUAGAUUUUUCUCUUCCAAAUUUCGAAGAUGACAUAUAUAUCGCGAACGUCGACGUCAAUCAAUACGAGAAACACAGUUUAGAGAAAAGUCGGUCAGCUGGCGUAUUGAACGUAACAAAAUUCAAAAAGAAUAAUGCACACAGAAAAAAUAAUAAUGCAAUUACGGAUAGUGUUCCGUCUACUUGUGAAAAUUUGAAUAGCGCUGCGAUGUCUUUGACGCAAAACAACGUCGCGAGUAUCAGGAACUUGAGAAAGAAAUCUUUGUCCGAGGGGCAAAUUAGCAUGAACCGAUUGUGUAAUCAAGGUAUAUCUAAACACAUAUCCGUGCAAAUUUGCAGCGAUCAGAAUAUUGCAAAACCUGCAUCUAAAAUAAUUGAAAAAGAUGUUACACCUCCGCCCGAUUACAAUGAUAUGCAAACGCCUGAACUACAUAAAAAAAUGAAGAAGUACGGAUUGAAAGCACAGAAGCGCGGCAGAGCUGUAAAAUUGUUGAUGCAUAUCUAUAACGAGCUUCAUCCUUUAAUACCUGAUACGACCGCACAGAAGGAAAUCACGGAAAUUUCAAGUGACGAGGACGAUGGUCCACCGGUGAAGAAAAGAAAUGUGAACAACCCGGAAAAAACGAAUAAUGUGGAUGACACAAGCGAUAAUGAAUUACUCUGUUCUCAAGAGAGCAAUGGAAGUUUAAAUUCUGCGAAAGGCGCGAUUAGCAAGGAAAUGGAAUUUUACGAAACCGAAUCAUUGCCACCUCAAGAGAAUUCGUCGGAUAUCGCGGAAGCCUUUACGAGACUGAUUGAUAGUGAUCAAGAUUUGUACAACAAAAUAUUGCGAUACGAACCUGUAAAUAUCGAAAGCUUACAUUGUACGUUGCGAACACGUGGAUUUAAAUGUAAACUUUCGAAUCUUAUGAGUUUCCUCGAUGAACAGUGUAUCACAUUUUAUGCGCCAGAACAGAACGUUAAAGGUAGGACACGUAAGAGAUGAUGACUCUCGGCAAACUGGAUCUUGUAUAGAGAAAAACGUAUAUAUUUAGAAUUUGUGUAUUGUAACAUUAUACUUUUUAUUAAUUUACUGUAAUCAAAUCUUACAUAAGAUGUAAACUAUACUCGAGAUCAAGAAGGUGUAGGUUUCUUUCAUAUGGUUUUCUAAGAUAUACAUAAUGUUUAGUUGUUGAAUAAUAGUAUAAUGUUUGUUAGGUAAUGUGUGAUGAGUUGUUAUCAUAUACUAAUAUUGUAAAAUAUAUAUGUAAUGAAAGAAAGAAAA